This is a messenger RNA of Dunckerocampus dactyliophorus (ringed pipefish), 766 nucleotides long. RefSeq names its product coiled-coil domain containing 167 (gene ccdc167). The transcript is spliced from 4 exons. The record is from RefSeq and is a predicted model, not a curated record. Bases 76 to 399 code for a protein of 107 amino acids. Lineage: Eukaryota; Metazoa; Chordata; Actinopteri; Syngnathiformes; Syngnathidae.
ACCAACGAAGAAGAAAACCACUUCCGCGUUAGUCGUGGCCAAAAGCCCUGUGGAACUUGCGAAUGUAAUCUAUUUAUGUUUAAAAUGACUAAAUUGAAAGACAGGCGAUUGGAGAACACCAGUGUGGCCUCUGAGAUUGAUCGCUUGGAGGAGAGACGGGCUCGUUGCCAACACAACCUAGACAAGGCGGAGUUUCGAAGCAGGAAGGAGUUGUCUGAGGAGGAGAGGCAACAACUAGAAAAAGAAAUGGCAACAAUAAUAGAAAGGGUGAAAAAAUUGGACAAGGAGUUACAGAUGUUGCGCGGGGAGAACAGGAGGAAUACGAUGCUGUCGGUGGCCAUGCUGGCCGCUUGCGCUCUCUUCUACUAUGUCUUCAUCUACACUGACGACUCCUCCUGACACUAAAACCUGUUGAAAUCCAGUUCUAUAGUGCAAAUGGCCAACGCAGGACACGUUCAGGACUGGUGUCAUAGAUGGUUGCUACCUACUUUCUGCCUCUAGAUGGCGUUAUUGUCACUUGUGUGACCUUUUGAACGUGCGUGGCCCUUUUGUAACAUAAACAUCACCAAGUGAGCUUAUCAUCGAGUAAAAGCAGCUAUUCCAAAUGAAUGUACACUACAUGUGCAUUAAUGUCGUUUACUUCAUAUCAACGAUUGUUUAAAUGAAACUGAAUGAUGCAUAACAAACACGCCUCCUGUGUCUGUAUUGUUUUAUUAUAUACUAGAGCUAUAAAACGACAAGAAAAUAAAGAAUCUAGUUGACUUGA